AAAUAUGUUCGCCCACAGUGAAGCAAGACAUUCGAUUUCCAUGCCGUUAUUUGGUUGUUGAUUUUAGAAGUUCGUUUAAGCGUUGCGUUGUUGUCUUCAGAUCUAAGUGCCAAAAUGGCGAGGAUAUGGUACCGCGCAUUCCAAGAUUUCUUCUCCAUCCGCCGUCUUUGGCUUUUCCCUCUCCUCGCCGGACUCUUUUGGUUCUUAACCCUUACUAUCCUGUUAGUAAGAUGGCUAGCCGUCGGUCGGCCUCAAUACCCUAAACAGGUGAACCCAUACGUACCUUUCAUCAGCGACAUUGCAGCCCAUCAGUUUAAGCCAGUGUUCAUAGUUGGGUGCGCGGCAACGGGAAUUACUUUCUUCGGCACAGUUUUUAGCGUGCACCACGUGCGUUAUUCGCCGAAGUUUUACGGGCUGACAGAUGACACGCCGUGGCGGCAGACAACAAGCCUAAUUGCAUUGUUAGCCGGUCUAGCCGCUGCUGUUAGCUUAAUAUUCCUCAGUAUUUUCGAUACGGAUGAUGCACACUUGAGACAUCGGAAUCUUCUCAUGGGAACGUUUGGAGGCUUGUUCGUGAGUGCCCUGACUACGACCGCGGUGUGGUGGGAUCAGAUUUGGGGUCCUGCUGUAUUUAUAGGGCUACGGAAAUGGUGCAUUUUCAAUACCUUCCUCGUUCUUUGCCAGUUUGGCUGCGGGCUUGCAUUCAUGAUUCUCAUGGAUGACGGCCACUUCAAAUCGUCAGGAAUCUUAGAAUGGUGCCUAACUUAUCUGGGUUCAUUCUGGUUAGCAUCGUUUGUUGGUUAUACCAUGUUUAGGGAAGGGUAUGCGCCGAUGAUUGAGCACGAAGACGAGAGACGGCCGUUACUUGCCUAAGUUUAGUUUCUAUUUAGCAUUGCUGAUAAUAAUGUUCUAUCUCUAGCUCAUAGAAGUCUAUCUAUCUUAGUUGAAUUCGAUAGAUACCACCACUUAGAAACCAUUCACCAUCCCCUAGAUUCGCGAGUAUUCGCGCGGCAACCGCCAAACCACCUAGGUACAUCAU
This is a messenger RNA of Annulohypoxylon maeteangense, 1039 nucleotides long. RefSeq names its product Frag1/DRAM/Sfk1. The coding region runs from base 115 to 873 and encodes 252 amino acids. The record is from RefSeq and is a predicted model, not a curated record. The transcript has 3 exons. NCBI's taxonomy places the organism in Eukaryota, Fungi, Ascomycota, Sordariomycetes, Xylariales, Hypoxylaceae.